Postia placenta MAD-698-R-SB12 is the source of this 1899-nucleotide messenger RNA. RefSeq lists its product as hypothetical. The transcript has 2 exons. The coding region runs from base 1 to 1899 and encodes 632 amino acids. Lineage: Eukaryota; Fungi; Basidiomycota; Agaricomycetes; Polyporales; Adustoporiaceae. The record is from RefSeq and is a predicted model, not a curated record.
AUGCAUAAAGCUCUUGAGAUUAUCGACAUCAUUCGUGAAAUUCUCGAGCAUCUCUUGCCUGUCAAACCGAAGUCGUAUAGCGCUCUAGGCAUUAGGGUAGGGAUGCCAGGCCGCAUAAACGCUAAUAUCACCAGGGAGCAAAGGGCCGCCAUCAAACAGCUCGCUCGAGCUGCACGCGUGUGCAAAAGCUUUCGUGACCCAGCACUGGACCUACUGUGGAAGACUUUGGAGGACAUCCACGACUUGUUACGCGUCUUGCCAGCCGUCCAGUCAAAAGUUGGCUCCCAGGAUCUGGAGUACCUUUCACUCUGCGACGAAGUGACCCAGGAAGACUGGGCGCGUUUCCAGCACUACGCACGACGUGUCCGCUACGCAAGGAGGAUCAACCUAGACCACACGCAGGCCUCACUCGUACCUCAUCUCUUCCGUCAAAAUGGAGAGAAGCCCCUUCUACCCAAUCUCAUAGAGCUUUAUUGGGAACAGCACUGCGACUCCCAUGCCGACGAUCGUAUCUUGAGCUUCAUCUCGCCCGGUCUGCGAAUCCUAGCUUUCCAUCAACAUGUAGAACAUGUAGACAAAGACAACAAUGACGAUGAUGAAAGUGACAAUAGUCAGGACGAUAUUGACGAUGGUGAAAGCGAAAAUAGUGACGACAACAGUGACGACGAUGAAAGCGAGAGUAGUGACGACAACAGUGACGACGAUGAAAGCGAGAGUAGUGACGACAACAGUGACGAUGAUGAAAGCGAGAAUAGUGAGGACGACAGAGACACUCAGGAUACUGGUGAUGAAGACGAAGACGAGACCGACCGUAUAGAGCACGACAAUGGAAAUGGAACGCACGACGAGCAGCAUGAAGAUCAUGCGCAGGGACAGGUGCAAGCCACCGAUAGGACGGCUAUUCCUGAGGACGAUCAGGACGCAGUUACAAUCACGAAAGGACCUGAAUCAGACCUCCUAGCGGUCUUCAAGAAGGUGGUGGCAAUGGCGCCAGAGCUUGAAGAGAUAUGCCUCCACAACGUCAGUUCCCUGCUCUCUCUACCAUUCUUCUCGCGGUGCCAGUCGCUACAACGAGUGGAUAUCAACGACGCCAUUGCCAAUACAGAUGUCCUCCGUGCACUCGCGUCACUUCAACAUCUACAAUGGCUCCACAUGUCAGUCGCCGAAUCCGACGAAGACACCGCAAUGUCCAUUAAUGGCUUCGUCGCGCUCACCACAUUGAACGUGUCGGGACCGGCUGGGGCGCUUGCACGCCUGUUUACGUCCAUUGCCCCGGCUCGGUUGGAAACACUGAACAUUACCAUCGAGUACACCGACUUGUACGGCUCGGUGGACGACCUCCACUCAUGUUUGGUUCCCGCAUGCUCAAUGAGCGCGAUAUCCUUGCGCGCCGUCUGCUUGGCUAUCUCGAAGCCGAAAAAGCGAAUAUCCUUUGGCAGGGCUGCCCUGCUCGACAUCGUGCGCCCGUUGCUGGAGCUGCAUAACCUGGAGUCCGUCGAAAUACGCUUCGUACACUUUGGCACGAAGCUUUCAGUCCCAGACUCCGCUUUCCUGGCCAUGGCCGAGGCUUGGCCGCGCCUCCGCUCCCUAGUCAUCGAGCACAGGCUACUGAACGACGAUUUGCCGACACUCGCCUGCGUGUACGAUAGCGCCCGCCUGUGCCCCGACUUGCGCUCCCUGACCCUCUAUAAAUUGCAACCGUGUCUGGAGUUUCCUGCAGAGUCUUAUGAACCCAUCGCACAUGAGCUGGAACGGUUCAAUAUGUAUUUCUGCGACUAUGACCAUGCUUCGUCCCAAGCGGCGGAGGUCGAAGUGUUCCUUUACCGCGUGUUUCCAAAAUCGGUUAUCGACUACUACGGUACGGUGUGGGAGGGAAAUCCGCGGCGUUGUCUGAAGUAG